Galleria mellonella (greater wax moth) is the source of this 3152-nucleotide messenger RNA. RefSeq names its product pre-mRNA-processing factor 6 (gene Prp6). The record is from RefSeq and is a predicted model, not a curated record. Gene Ontology annotation, biological process: spliceosomal tri-snRNP complex assembly; mRNA splicing, via spliceosome. The coding region runs from base 110 to 2899 and encodes 929 amino acids. NCBI's taxonomy places the organism in Eukaryota, Metazoa, Arthropoda, Insecta, Lepidoptera, Pyralidae. Gene Ontology annotation, molecular function: protein binding. The transcript is spliced from 17 exons. Gene Ontology annotation, cellular component: U4/U6 x U5 tri-snRNP complex; catalytic step 2 spliceosome.
CAUUUGUUUGACAAAUCGACAUCCACUGACAUUUCCUUGUGUAUUUUGUUUAUUAGAGGUAUUUAAUUGAGCCUUAAGUAUUUAUUUCUAUUAUAUAUUCCAAAUUAAAAUGUCCGUACCACCUCAAGCAUUUGUAAAUAAAAAUAAGAAGCAUUUUCUAGGAAUACCUGCGCCUUUAGGUUAUGUAGCUGGCGUUGGUAGAGGUGCUACAGGUUUCACAACAAGAUCUGAUAUUGGACCAGCUCGUGAUGCUAAUGAUGUUUCUGAUGACCGUCAUGCACCACCUGCAGCAAAACGUAAAAAAACAGAAGAGGAGGAUGAUGAUGAAGACUUGAAUGACUCUAAUUAUGAUGAAUUCUCAGGAUAUAGUGGAUCAUUGUUUUCUAAGGAUCCCUAUGAUAAAGAUGACGCUGAAGCAGAUGCAAUUUAUGAAUCAAUUGACAAACGUAUGGAUGAAAAGAGGAAAGAAUAUAGAGAAAAACGCUUAAAAGAAGAUCUUGAAAGAUAUCGUCAAGAAAGACCAAAAAUCCAACAGCAGUUUUCAGAUCUCAAACGCGAAUUAAAACAGGUAUCUGAAGAGGAAUGGUCUGCAAUUCCUGAAGUUGGUGAUGCUCGUAACAGAAAGCAACGUAAUCCGCGAGCUGAAAAAUUCACCCCUCUACCUGAUAGUGUACUCUCCAGAAACUUAGGAGGGGAGUCUUCAACAUCUAUAGACCCAGGAUCAGGACUAGCAUCCAUGAUGCCCGGCGUGAUGACUCCUGGAAUGUUGACGCCUUCAGGUGACUUGGAUCUAAGAAAGAUUGGACAAGCCAGGAACACACUAAUGACAGUUAAAUUGUCUCAAGUAUCUGACUCGGUGACGGGUCAAACAGUUGUUGAUCCCAAAGGCUACCUCACAGAUUUGCAGUCUAUGAUCCCUACAUAUGGAGGUGAUAUAAACGAUAUAAAGAAGGCUAGACUACUUUUGAAGUCAGUACGAGAAACAAAUCCGAAUCAUCCACCUGCUUGGAUAGCUAGUGCAAGAUUAGAAGAAGUUACAGGCAAAGUUCAAUCUGCCCGUAAUCUUAUAAUGAAAGGGUGCGAAGUGAAUCCUAGUAGUGAGGAAUUGUGGCUGGAGGCAGCGAGGUUACAACCUCGAGACACCGCCCGAGCCGUUAUUGCUCAUGCCGCUAGGAACUUGCCCCAUAGUGUGAGGAUAUGGGUGAAAGCUGCUGAUUUGGAGCAAGAAACAAAGGCGAAACGUCGUGUUUAUCGGAAAGCUCUAGAACACAUUCCCAAUUCAGUCCGUCUGUGGAAAGCAGCUGUAGAACUCGAGAAUCCAGAAGAUGCACGAAUUUUACUGUCCAGAGCGGUUGAGUGCUGCCCGACCAGUGUUGAAUUGUGGUUAGCACUAGCGAGACUCGAAACAUACGAAAACGCUAGGAAAGUGCUUAACAAAGCGCGCGAAAAUGUACCUACAGACAGACAGAUCUGGGUGACUGCUGCUAAGUUAGAGGAAGCUCAUGGUAACACACAUAUGGUUGAGAAGAUCAUAGACCGCGCUAUAACAUCACUCAGUGCUAAUGGCGUGGAAAUCAACCGCGAACAUUGGUUCAAAGAAGCUAUGGAAGCUGAGAAGUCUGGAGCUGUUCACACUUGCCAGGCUAUUAUUCGAGCAGUUAUCGGACAUGGAAUUGAACCUGAAGACCAGAAACAUACUUGGAUGGAAGAUGCUGAAGCUUGUGCAAAUGAAGGUGCAUACGAAUGCGCCCGCGCAGUUUAUGGCUACGCACUAUCUGUAUUCCCAUCCAAGAAGUCUAUAUGGCUGCGCGCAGCGUACCUUGAGAAGCAACAUGGCACCCGGGCUAGUUUGGAGGCUUUAUUGCAAAGAGCUGUCGCGCAUUGUCCAAAAUCAGAAGUGCUUUGGCUUAUGGGAGCUAAGUCUAAGUGGCUAGCAGGUGAUGUACCAGCAGCUCGAGGCAUCUUAUCGCUUGCUUUUCAAGCAAAUCCCAAUUCAGAGGAAAUUUGGUUAGCUGCUGUCAAGCUUGAGAGCGAAAAUAAAGAGUAUGAUCGAGCAAGGCGAUUACUAUCCAAAGCGCGAGCUUCUGCGCCUACUCCGCGGGUAAUGAUAAAAUCUGCAAAGCUGGAAUGGGCUUUAAAUAAUUUGGACGUAGCGUUAAAUUUGCUUGAAGAAGCAAUUAAAGUGUUUGGUGAUUAUGCCAAAUUACAUAUGAUGAAAGGUCAGAUCGAAGAACAAAUGGGAAAGGACGAAGACGCACAUAACACCUAUUUUCAGGGGCUGAAAAAAUGUGCUACAUGUGUGCCGAUGUGGAUUUUAUUAUCGAGACUGGAAGAGAAAUUGAAACAUGUUACCAAAGCAAGAUCAGUUUUAGAAAAAGCCAGGCUGAGGAAUCCUAAGAAUCCUGAACUAUGGCUAGAGAGCGUCAGACUAGAGAGGCGGAACGGUAGCACGGAGAUAGCAAACGCCGUAAUGGCGAAGGCGCUUCAAGAGUGCCCCAACGCUGGACGAUUGUGGGCUGAAGCAAUAUUUAUGGAGUCAAGACCUCAGAGAAAAACUAAGAGCGUGGACGCGCUGAAGAAGUGCGAGCACGACGCUCACGUGCUACUCGCCGUCUCGCAGCUCUUCUGGACCGAAUCCAAGAUCAACAAGUGUCGCGAGUGGUUCAACAGAACGGUAAAAAUCGACCCCGACCUCGGCGACGCGUGGGCAUACUUCUACAAAUUCGAGCUACUUCACGGCACGGAACAACAACAAGAGGAUGUGAAGACCCGGUGCAAGACGGCUGAGCCGCACCACGGCGAAUAUUGGUGCAAGGUUUCCAAAGAAAUCGCUAACUGGUGUUUCAGUACUGAACAAAUCCUGUUACUAGUCGCUAAACAGUUACCUGUCCCCACGUGAACGUAUUAUCUGAUGUAUGAUAAUGAAAUGUAUUUAUUAUACGGAAUGAGUAUAGAUUUCUAAAUAAUCUAUUUUUGUCAUUUUAAUAGAGUAUCUAUUAUCAUUUUUGUGGAAAGUGUAUAUUAUACUAUAUGAAUUGACAAGGUGUUAUAUAGUUAUUGAUUUUAUUUGUCAAGUAUCAAGUGACCGUUCAAGAAGGAGUUUUCCAUGUUUUGAUGUAAAGCGCGAACACUUCAUUGUUAAUUUAGAAUAA